AUUCGAGGGGCCGGAAAAAAAACGACAAGGUCGCCUGAUUUACUAUAUAGCGUGCGCUUUAACCAGUAUAACAAUCCUAUUCAUAGAUCGUCUCCCUGAGAAAACUAAGCUUAGCCCUGGAAGGGUCGUCAAAUUUACAUUCCGUUCCUUUCCUCCCAUCUCCCUGCAUAUAGAUCAUACAGUAGUUUGUCUCGGUUAAUUUUUUAGUCGACAGUAUAGAGAAACCAAACGUUAUGGCGACUGAGGGGAAACGUACAGACGAGAAACUCGCAGAACUGCAAGAAAGGUACGGUUUUGUGAGACCAGAGCGAGGUAUCGACUCUUACCCAGUGGGGGCGACGUGGCGGGAGGGUAAGCCUGACUAUCGGAGAGCAGAUCUGGUCUUUUUCCAAGGCAAGACCAAGAACCAUCCGGUUGGGUCUUUGGCGCAAAUCGUCGAGAAUCUCGUGAAGAAAUGGGAAAUGGAGAUGACACAUCUCACUGAGAAGAAAGAUUGGAUGACGAUUAACCCGAGAGAAUAUACAGUCAGUGUCAACGGAGGAAAGGAGAGGAAUGGUUUCGAGGAGGCUGUGAAAGGAACGUACAAUUGGUUGUUUGCGGAUGUCUCCAAAGAUCUCUACAACGCUUCCACGCACACAUUCGAGACAUCCCACAAGGUCUUCCGAGGAGCCUUCGAGGACGGGUUCCCCUGGGAGGUUCUAGAGGUGUUCUCUGGUCCACCCAAGGUGGCCUUCACCUGGCGUCACUGGGGCACCUUUACCGGCACCUACGAGGAGCAAAAGGGCUCUGGAGAAGUCAUCGAAAUGUAUGGUUUCUUGAUUGCUACUGUGAACGACGAGCUGAAGAUUCAGAAGCUGGAGGUCUUCGUCAAGACAGACGGAUUCCUAGAGGCUCUUCAGGGAAAACUCGAUCCAAAGGAACUGGCAAGGGGUAAAGAUUUCAUUGGAUCCGGUUGUCCUUUCAUGCAGUCUCAAAAUAAUGAUGGUUAGAUAACUUAGAUGCAUAUAAAGGGUUAUGACUAUUAUUUAGUAAUAAUGUAAUGACGCGAACUUGGUCUGGUCACUUAACCUAAUACCGGGAACCCCGUAAAUAGCCGUAUGUCUUCUGAAUUGAAAUGAUAUCAGAAACAUUGUUAAGCAAAAAAAACGGCCUUAUAUCUUCAGAAUUAAAAAAUCACCUACAGGUUGUUGUUUACCCAGCGUAACAAGCGUACAAAAGCGCGUAUUUCCGCUUCACAGGCGUGUUGAUGCGCGCACAAAGCAAUUUAUUUUUGUUGAACACAAAUAAUUCGCGUUAUACAAUUUCUAAUGAGAGCGUGAAUGCGAUCGAAAUAUCCCGCCCGCCCCCCCCCCCCAACUCAGUGUUAUUUAGGG
This is a messenger RNA of Strongylocentrotus purpuratus (purple sea urchin), 1373 nucleotides long. RefSeq names its product pathogen-related protein-like. The transcript has 2 exons. The coding region runs from base 234 to 989 and encodes 251 amino acids. The record is from RefSeq and is a predicted model, not a curated record. NCBI's taxonomy places the organism in Eukaryota, Metazoa, Echinodermata, Echinoidea, Camarodonta, Strongylocentrotidae.